Messenger RNA from Hirundo rustica (Barn swallow), 4420 nucleotides. It is a transcript of the gene GRPEL2, whose product is annotated as GrpE like 2, mitochondrial. The transcript is spliced from 4 exons. The coding region runs from base 286 to 927 and encodes 213 amino acids. Gene Ontology annotation, cellular component: PAM complex, Tim23 associated import motor. NCBI's taxonomy places the organism in Eukaryota, Metazoa, Chordata, Aves, Passeriformes, Hirundinidae. Gene Ontology annotation, biological process: protein folding; protein import into mitochondrial matrix. The record is from RefSeq and is a predicted model, not a curated record. Gene Ontology annotation, molecular function: protein-folding chaperone binding; adenyl-nucleotide exchange factor activity; protein homodimerization activity.
GGGCCCGGGCGGGCGCCGCGCCGGGGGCGGGAACGGGAACGGGAGAGGAUCCAGACCCCGACCCGGACCUCAACCACGACCCUGGCCCGGAUCUAGAGCCCGACCCGAACCCACAGCCAGACCCCGACCCGCACCCCGCCGCUCUCCAUCAUCCCCGCCGCUCCCCAUCUCACCGCCAAAACCCCGCGCCGCCGUGCUGCCCUCCUCAAAACGCCCUGCGGCAGAAAUAACCCCCCAUAACCAAGCUCUUUCUCCCCGAAAAGUGACUUUUUGGGGUGUAAAUUAAUGCUCGUUUUUAAGGCAAAGCGUUUCGGCGCUCGUUUGUAUUUCAGAGGCCCCCCCCGUGCUUUCAGCACUGCAGCUCAGCAGAGAAGUACAGGAGACGAGUGUGGCCCCGAGGACCCCAGCGAGGAGCCCAAGCACCCCCUCCCUGACUGUGCCUUGGAGCACAAAGCCAUCAAAUUGGAAGAGCAAGUCCGAGAUUUAACUGAGCGGUACCGGAAAGCUUUGGCAGAUUCCGAGAACGUGCGGAGGAGAACGCAGAAGUUUGUGGAAGAUGCCAAACUCUUUGGGAUCCAGAGUUUCUGCAGGGACCUGGUGGAGGUAGCAGACAUCCUGGAGAAGACGGCCGAGAGCGCCGCGGGCCACGCGGAGCCCAGCGACCCGAACCCCACCCUGAAGAAGAUCUACGAGGGCCUCUCCCUCAUCGAGGCCAAGCUGCAGAGCGUCUUUGCCAAGCACGGCCUGCAGAAGAUGAACCCCCUCGGGGGCAGGUACGACCCCUACGACCACGAGAUCGUGUGCCACGUGCCGGCCGAGGGCGUGCAGCCGGGCACGGUGGCGCUGGUCACGCAGGACGGCUACAAACUGCACGGCCGCACCAUCAGGCACGCGCUGGUCGGCGUGGCCGUGGAGGCACAGGAGUGACCGCGGCUUCAGCUGCUCCACCUGAGCUGGGGGCAGUCGCAGCUGCACCUCUUCGCUUAUUUAUUGAGCUGGGUUUGUACGGUGCGAUGGCGGCGGGGUCGCGGCGCUGUCGCCGCUCGUUCUGAGGUACUUGGGUAUUUAAUAAUGCGUCUUGGGAGUCCCUGGAGUGGUAGUAGGAGUCCUGCUGUUUGUAAGGAAUUUGUGCUUUUCUCUGCUUGUUUCUCCGUGAAGGUUUGAAUGGGGAAGAGAGGAGAUGAUGGAGAGAAAGGGAAAUUCUGUUCUUGUCUCUCUGUUCCAUCUCUGUGGGAGACUCCUGCAGUGGCCUCCAGGAAAGGAACUUCUCUGCCUCACUUUCCACAGCUGUAUUUAAGGGACUGUAAUAAUACUGAUCUACCUCACAGGGAUGUGGUGAGGCUUUUCAUGUGCAAAGCACUGGGAAAAGUCCCGAGGGAUGAGUAUUAUUAUCACCUGGAUUUGAUGUCUUCCCUUGUCCCCAGAGCCCUCGGAGGGGGUGAAGAUGAUCACUUGAAAUGACAUUUAGGGGCAGCUUUUUCUUAUGUUGCGUCACGAAAACGAUCUGGAAUUCAUGGAAUCUCUGUUGUACUAGAGCUGAAUAGAGAUGAGGGUUUAAAAAGAAUUCAGUUGUUAGGUCGGACUAAUGUUAAUAUUCCUUCUCCAGGUAAAAUUCCAGCUUGACUCUUUGUUCCCAAAGGUAAAACAGGGAAUGGUGAUUUGUGGUGGAGCCAGAAAACUGUCCUCACAUCUCUUAAUCUCCAGCCCAAAUGUAUGUUUUAGAGGAGAGUAAUUUCUCUUCCCUGGUGGGUAUUUGUGCAGCUUUCAAGCGUGAUAAACUAUGUGCUCUUUGUUGCAGCUGCUGGCAAAAUGGAGCUGAGCCCUUAAGCAGGAAAUCUGGUCUGUUCUAUUUUCUCAGCUCUCCGGUAGAGAUCCUCAGAUUACAACCAAUCCACGUUCUGAUCCUACUUUCAAUGAUCCUUGUAAAUACUAAACCUUUUGGGUUUUGCCUCAAGGAGAAAAAUCUUCUCUGCUCCAAAGUCUCAAGUGCCCUUGAACCAAUUUUAGCAGCAGUGACAAGAAAGCAAGAGAAGCAGAAGGCUGAGGAAGUGAAAGCUGACCUCAAGCUGUCCUCCUGGUUGGAGACAUGUUGUUGUCACAGCACAUAUGUAUUUCCCACUGGCCCUAUUGCCUGGGAGUUCAUUUAUCUCAGCUGAAAGGAUGCAGUCACUGAGGAGGAUCAGAAUUUAACCCCUUGCAGAGCAGCAAGCAGUCAAAUGACAGAAGAACAGAUAAGCCACAAAACCAGGAAUGGUUGGUUUCCAGGUUGUUUCUUACUGGUUUGUUCAUUCUUCCUUUUUACUGUCUGGAAUUGGUUCCACAAGCUGACAAAUGCACUUCCAACACUGCUUUACUUAGAGUGGAUGCCAUCCCUGGUUGGGAAGAAAAUCUAUUCUUCUCCCAUUCCUUUGCAAGCUUCAGCUGAAAAACCCUUUUGUGGUGGACUUGAAGGUUGUCACAGCCUUUAAUAUUGACAGUCUUUCCUCUGGGGACACUGUGUGCGGUUGGUGGGUUGGCAUCCCGGAAAUUUAAGGAAUCUGCACAUUUCUAACCUGCUCUGUGCAACCUUAUUUAAUGGCAGCUGUGGUGUGAGUCUGUAGCGGAUCCUUCCUGGAGCGUGGCUUUCUGCCUCUCUGCAGUAGGUUCUGAGGGAGGUUCUGGAGAUUUCAGCCCUGAAACAGCAAUUCUGGCAGCUUUAGCUCACGGGCAAACCUCCUGCUCAGUGUCCUGCGUUAUGAUGAUGUUUUUGGAAGUUUCAGAGAUAAGCAGGACUCGCUGUUGAUUGUUGUGCUGAGCAGGUCAGCAGGGUUCGCUGUUUCUCCAGAGAAGAAUGGGUAAAAUGUGAAAUGUGGCACUACAAAUCUGGCUGUUCUUCCUCAAAAGUGAGGAGCCCAUGUCCUCAGCUGGAAGGAGCAGUGAGGUCUCUGCUGCCUCUUCAGCCCCUGCUGGAUCAGCUGAGUCUUGCAGUACGAGGGGAGAGCUGGAAACCAGCUUUGAAAGCGAAACUUAAAUUGUAAGGAUCCAAGCAGAAGCACAGGCAUUUUACACAAGUGACAGUUUUCUGUCACAGAGAGGCUGCAGCUGGAUGUGGCCAGGAGUGCUGGGAUCCAAAUCCUCUUCAAACUCACCCGUGGAGCCACUGGACUGUGAAGAAAACGUUACAGCCACUCAGUCCAACUUGGGUUUGCCGACUCUGCCUGUCUCCUCAGGCAGCAGUCACCCGCUUCUGCCUUAAGAAAAUGCCCUAAAAUGCACUCCAGACCUUCUGUCUGUACCGAGAGAUGAUGUAUUUACCUUCUCUGCCUGGGGUCUGCUCUCACUGAGGCACUGCAGCAGGAGUCUGAGGGAUCCAGUUCUGUGCAGUCCUUCCCACCCUCACAGAGGCCCUGUGUAAUUUGGGGCAAGUUCUUCUCUCAGUGAAACCUACAAAACUCUACAGGGUCCAGUCGCGUUUUAUGAUUCCUGUGAAAUGGAGCCAGUGCUGAGAGACUCUUUCACGGGUGUUACCAAAGAGAGAAAUCCCGUGGCUGUUGUUUGUCCCAGUUUCUGCUUCCUUUGAAAGGUGGAGUGAAAAUCAAAUAACCAAACCUGGAUUCCAUCACAGAAUCCAGAUUUCCCCGGUAAAAUUUGAUUCUCUUGCCUUUCAAGCACGCAUAAUGAUGGGGGGCUUUUAUUGUCCUGGAUGAGAUUGUGGAAGAGUGGACUGAAUUUGGUUCCUGCUGCCUUUUCUGCCCUGUUUCUGUAACUCCUGCAGGGACAGGACCGACCCAUGAGCUGCUCCUCUGCAGUCACUUUAUCCAGUGAUGGUUGAAUAAAGCACAGAAAUACAUUAACAGGGCAGGAAUAGCAGAGCAGAGGAAGUGUCAUGUACCUUUCAUUCAUUUCCACACCUGGACAAGUCUCCAGUGGCGCUGUCAUGAGCGUGGCAAGGUCUGAACUCUGACCAGGAGCAGUGCAGAAUGGAAUGGAUGUUGCUUUGUGAACCUUAACUUCCCAGUGCUUCAGAAGCAGAGCUUCUGUUGGAAGAGCUGUGAUCACUCAAUAGCUCUUAGCAGUCCCUUAAUUAAAAAAAAAAAGAAAAAAAAAAGUAUUUAAGUUUUCUAUUGUGAAUAUUGUAGUAUUUUUUUUUAUUUUAAAACUCGAGGUGUUUUGAUAACACUUGCAAAGUCAAGCGAACAAAGUGUUGCUAAUCUCCAAAAAUCUUAAGGCCAUUUGGGCAGGGGGAAAACCGUGUAUAUAUUGUAUUUUUCGUGUGUUUCUGUGCUCUUUGUUUACCCAAAGGUUCUGGCUGUAUGAAAGACAUAGGUGUGUGGGAGCUGUGCAAGGAAUUGACAACGACAUUUGAGUUGAUGUUGGAAAGGGUUGAUUUCCUUUAGAUGUCCAGGUACUGUCCAUUUGCUAAUAAAACAGAAGAAUUGCA